This is a messenger RNA of Camelina sativa (false flax), 2157 nucleotides long. Its product is annotated as tubby-like F-box protein 3. The record is from RefSeq and is a predicted model, not a curated record. Lineage: Eukaryota; Viridiplantae; Streptophyta; Magnoliopsida; Brassicales; Brassicaceae.
UAAAAAAAAGAGAGACAACAAGGAAGCGAUUGGAUAACACAGAGACACAUACACAAACACUCCCCCUCCCGUCCCGUCCCGUCCCGUCGUCAAUGACCAAACCCUAAAAAUCUAUUUCCUCUGACCGCAUCUGUUGUUGGUGAAAGGCGCAUUUGCUUUCGAGUGUCGUCGAUGCCCCCAAUCUGGGACCUGGGUACCGCUCCCUGAUUCUUUUGCUUCUCAAUCUUGCCCACACCUGCAGUAUCCCAUUUGUUGUGAGUGAAGAAGCUCCGAUGUUUUUUUCUUAGUUUCUUCCUUCUAUAGGUAUAGCCGUCUCUGGGGAUACCCCCUUAGGUUUGUUUUCCGGAUCUCUAUCUUAUCGGAUCUUUUGUCUUGUUAGAAGCUUGUGCCUCUCUCUCUCUCUACUCUUGAUCUGAAUCGUUUUUUUUUUUUUUUUUUGUUUUUUUGUCCUUUCUUAUUUAAAUUCGUUGAGAUUAGGGUGUGUAACAGAUAUCUUUCGAAACAUUCUGGCCUUGAGAUGACAUGAUCUCCUUCAUUCUGGAAUGUGGGUUUUAUCAUUAGGGUUCUUGAAAAGUCGGCAACUUUGGAUUAACAUAUAUAUAUAUAUAGAGAGAGAGAGAGAGAGAGACUGCUUUAAAAUAAACGUGUUUGUUUGUUAAUAGUUAGGGAAUUCAGAGAGCCAUGUCGUUCAAGAGUCUAAUUCAGGACAUGAGAGGAGAGUUUGGUAGUAUAUCUAGAAAGGGAUUCGAUGUCAGAUUCGGGUAUGGGAGAUCCAGGUCUCAACGUGUGGUUCAGGAUACUUGUGUUCCUGUUGAUGCUUUCAAGCAGAGCUGCUGGGCUAGUAUGCCUCCGGAGCUUCUCAGGGAUGUUCUCAUGAGGAUUGAGCAGUCCGAACAUACUUGGCCUUCUAGGAAGAAUGUUGUUUCUUGCGCAGGUGUGUGCAGGAACUGGCGAGAAAUCGUCAAGGAGAUCGUCAAAGUUCCUGAGCUUUCUAGCAAAUUGACUUUUCCUAUCUCCGUGAAACAGCCGGGUCCAAGGGGGUCACUUGUUCAAUGCUAUAUUAUGAGAAACCGCAGCAAUCAAACUUACUAUCUAUACCUCGGGUUAAACCAAGCAGCUUCAAAUGAUGAUGGUAAGUUCCUUCUUGCUGCAAAGAGGUUUCGGAGGCCAACUUGCACUGACUACAUCAUCUCCUUAAACUGCGAUGAUGUCUCGAGAGGAAGCACUACCUAUAUCGGAAAGCUAAGAUCUAACUUUCUGGGAACCAAGUUCACUGUCUAUGAUGCUCAGCCGACGAAUCCUGGAGCUCAAGUUACCAGAACCCGUUCAAGCCGGCUUCUCAGUUUGAAACAAGUGAGCCCGAGAAUUCCAUCUGGCAACUAUCCUGUAGCACAUAUCUCAUAUGAGCUUAACGUCUUGGGUUCCAGAGGACCGAGGAGGAUGCAGUGUGUCAUGGAUGCCAUCCCUGCAUCAGCGGUAGAACCUGGAGGAACAGCUCCAACUCAGACGGAACUUCUCCACAGCAAUCUUGAUAGUUUCCCCUCAUUCUCCUUCUUCAGGUCGAAAUCAAUUCGUGCAGAGAGUCUCCCUUCUGGUCCAUCGUCUGCUGCUCAGAAGGAAGGACUGCUUGCCCUGAAGAACAAAGCGCCCAGAUGGCAUGAACAGCUCCAGUGCUGGUGCCUCAACUUCAAUGGGAGAGUCACUGUUGCUUCCGUCAAAAACUUCCAGCUCGUAGCUGCUCCUGAGAACGGACCUGCAGGACCUGAGCAUGAAAACGUGAUUCUCCAGUUUGGAAAAGUCGGCAAAGAUGUGUUCACAAUGGACUAUCAGUACCCUAUCUCUGCCUUCCAGGCCUUCACCAUUUGCCUUAGCAGUUUCGACACCAAGAUAGCAUGUGAAUGAUUCCAACAACCCGGGUGACUCCGGCGGGUUUAUUUAGUUGUAUCAUGUUGAAAGAGAAAACUGGUGUGACCUCGUCUUAGAAAGUGUGUGUACAUAUUUUAAAAAGUCUUGGCAAGUCCAUACAAAGAGAGAGAGAGACAAAGAUCGAAGACAGUAGAUUGUGUUUGUUAUUCCUGUUGUGUUGUUAGCAAUUGUAGUUCCAGACUAUGAUUUUAUUUCUCUGAUAAUUAAAUUGAUCGUUUCUUUUGGAGAGUA